Molecule: messenger RNA, 1284 nt
Organism: Pelmatolapia mariae (spotted tilapia)
Lineage: Eukaryota; Metazoa; Chordata; Actinopteri; Cichliformes; Cichlidae
Exons: 9
Coding region: 1-1284 (427 amino acids)
Source: RefSeq, a predicted model, not a curated record
AUGGAAGAAAUACUACAAAAAGUUUCUACCAGAAAGAAUCUGAAGCUUGGAGAUAUUCGUGUUCAGAUUUUCCGCGAUCUACCUCAGGCAGUGGUAAAACGACGUGCUGCGUUUACUCCAGUAAGAAACCUGCUUCGAGACCAACCCGGAGUCAAAUAUGGACUUCUAUACCCUGCUAAACUCAGGGUGACAUACAACGCCAGUAUUACUCAGGGUCUGAGUGAAAAGGUGUCCAAGUGCUGUGACCUGAAGGCCUACAACCCAGUCAAUGAAAUAUGUUGUCAAUCAACCAUCAUAUCAAAACCUGGACCAAUGGCUGAAUGUUGUGGUGAAGGCCUUUCAAGUGGAAAUACCACCUUCAACAAACCUUCACCAAAGCAUGGAUAUUGUGGUGAAGGUAUGAAACAGCAGUGCUGUGGAGAGACGCCGUAUGGCUCGGCACAACGUGGAGUUCUCUGUUGUAAUAAGACCUUGUACGAGGACAGAGAUGAUGGAGAGGAAUGUUCAGAGAUGGGUAUUCCUUACAACCCGGCUAAAGGGACUAUAUGUUGCUCUCAGUUUCACGGCAGCCCAGGACAACACUGCUGUGGGACAGAAAUUUACUGGCCUCGUACUGAGAUCUGCUGCAAUGGACACAGACAUCUGAAAUCAGAAAACAUUCACUGCUGUGGGGUCAAAGCCUACAACAUUAAAGACCCACAGAUGAAGUGCUGUGCAGGAACACUGUACAAUCUGACAUCAUUAGACAAGCAUGGAGGGAAUGCGCAGUGCUGCGGAUCCAUUCUGCAAAAGCCAGAGGACAUUUGCUGCUCAAGUGAGGACAAAGAGAUGCUCUACUCUGCCAAGACAGGGUUCAGAUGCUGUGGUCACCUUUACUAUAACACCACCCUGUGGUCAUGCUGUGCUGGGGGGCUGAGAAGAAUCCAUGAAACAGGACAGGAUCAGAGAAAGAUGAUUAAUGGAUCCAGACUUCUAUCUGUGAAUAAUCUGAAUAAAAUCGAUCUUUGCAAAGAAAUGCACAUUGGGACUGUGGAAAGUGUGUCGCUGAAGAGUAUUGUGUUCAGGAGUGUGCUGAAGGUCCAUGGGAUGGAGGCCAAAGUGAAAGCUCUGCCUUUCCCUUACAUCCUGGAAAGAGAUGAUCGCUGCAGCUCCCCUAAACUGAUUGCUGGGAAGACGUACUACUUUAACAAAGUUAAUGUUUUCAUUGAUUUCAAUCAUGACUCUGUUUUUCAGUCACUCCAUUUCAUUAUUUCCAAAUGUUCAUCUCAGAUCACCACUGGCUGA